Chlamydomonas reinhardtii is the source of this 3715-nucleotide messenger RNA. RefSeq lists its product as uncharacterized. The transcript is spliced from 21 exons. NCBI's taxonomy places the organism in Eukaryota, Viridiplantae, Chlorophyta, Chlorophyceae, Chlamydomonadales, Chlamydomonadaceae. Gene Ontology annotation, molecular function: protein binding. The record is from RefSeq and is a predicted model, not a curated record. Gene Ontology annotation, cellular component: cytosol; peroxisomal membrane. Bases 244 to 2784 code for a protein of 846 amino acids. Gene Ontology annotation, biological process: protein import into peroxisome matrix, docking.
CUUUAGCGACGGCGGCACAUGCUUCUAGAGCUCCUCUCUAGGACCACGCGGCGGAGCAUCGCUGCCUGCCCACACGUUAUGAAACGAUAAAAGGUGUAUGUAAGAUGCUGUAAUUGUGUACACAAUUGAGUUUGGCGUAGAAGCAGCGAGGUGCAUCUUACAGGAGUCACGCUCGGUUCAGACCGGUUUGCAUAGCACAUUCCACGGGGGCAGUAGUCACUUCUACAUACGUAACGCAAGAAGAUGUCUGCACUUCGAGACCUAGUGGCUGGGUCGGAUAUGUGCACGCCCAGCGAUGGCGCUGGGCCUUCCAACGCGAUGGGCAACCUCGUCAACACACUCCUGGGCGGCGCUGGGAAGACGCAGGAGCAGCUCAGAGAGCUGCCGGGUGUGCCAGGCGGCGCGGGCCCGAGCACCUCCUAUGCCCGGCCGCCGCCCACGGCAGCGGAGCUGGCCCUGGCAGGCGGGGCGGGCAUGCAGGUGCCUGGGCUGGGGCCACCCCGCCUGGAUCAUGCGGCGGCGGAAUCCUUCAUGGCAGCCAUCCAUGGUCCGGUGGGGCCACGCAUGGGCGCCGCGGGGCCGAUGGCGGCGCCGGCGGAGUGGGACGCCAUCUUCCAUGGCCAGGCGGCGGGUCCCACCGCGCUGCAUCCACCGCCGGGACAGCUGCCGGGGGGACCUCCGGGCAUGAUGGGUGCGCCGCCGCCCAUGUUGGCGCCGCACUUCCACGCCUUCAUGCGCGGCGCGCUGCGGGCCGGGGCUGCGGGUCCUGCUGCCAGCGUCAUGGGCGGCCCGCCGCUGCCGCCCGAGCUGGCGGCGCAGCUGAGCACCGCCGACAAGGUGCGCAUACGCGACCGCUCCACCAUCAUGGCUCGGCACCUGUACGCGGACCACGGCGAUCGCUUCGCAGACAUGCAGGUGGGCCAGCUCCUGGCCUCAUUGCGUAUCGACCCCCGCGAGCUGCCAGCACAGCUCAAUCACGCCCACCCCGCCGACUGGCACGAGGCCUGGCGAACAGGAGCGCAGGCGGCCGGCGGCGCGCCGCCGCCGUCCGUGGCCGCGGAGCUGGCGGCGGCGGGUGGCGCGGCGGCGGCGGCGGCGCCGUGGGAGGCGAUCUGGAACCAGCGGCACGGGCCACCAGGGCCCAGUGGCAUGAUGGUGCGGGCGCCCUCCACGGGUUGGGCCUCCGAGUUCGCGGCGCAGCACCCCAUGGCGGCGCAAGGGCCGCCGCUAGGAGGAGCGGCGGCGGCGCCGGGCGCGGCCUGGGCGACGGAGUUUGCGGGGGGUGCCGCCGCUCCAGCGGACACCGCCAGCGCCUGGGCCGCGGACUUCAAGUCGGAGCAAGACACGGCGACGGCGCCAGGGACGCAGGGGCAGGCCGGGCGAACAGGCACCGCCGACCCACGCGCUACCACGGCCGCUCUCGCGGACGUGCUCAGCAAGAGCGCCGACCCCAAAAUGCGGAACUCCAAGUUCCUGCAGUUUGUCAGCAAGAUGAGCAAAGGGGAGCUGAUGUUUGAGGACAACAAGGUGGUGGAGCGUACGGCGGACGCGUCGGCCUGGGCCUCCGAGUUUGGGCAGCAGCACGGCAUGCCGCCGCCGCAGGCGCAUCAGCAGCCGGCUCAGUGGGCCAACGAGUUCACACAUCAGCAGGCCCGGCCGCCGCAGCAGGACUGGGCGGACGAGUUCGCAAAGGGCGUGGCGGACCUAAAGCUGGGAGAGGGCAUGGACGCGGCACAGGUGGAAGAGCUGGAGGCGGCGUGGCGGGCAGGGGAAGCGGCCGCCUGGGCGGAGGAGUUCAACAAGGGCGACGAGGGGCAGUACGAGGAAUGGGAGCGCAUCUACGGCCACGGCGCCGUGGGGGACAGCGUGUUUGGGGGCGGGCUGGCGGGUAUGGCGGGCACGGCGACGGCGCCAGGCGAGUACGUGUUCUCAGAGGCCAACCCCUUCCUGGGGGACCCUGAGGCGAUGCAGAAGGGCAAGGACCUCUUCAGGCGGGGGGUGCUGAGCGAGGCAGCACUGGCGCUGGAGGCCGUGGUCCGGGAGCAUCCCGAGAACGCGGAGGCGUGGCGGCUGUUGGGCACUGUGCACGCCGAGAACGACGACGACCGACAGGCCAUCGCCGCCAUGAUGCGCGCGCACCAGGCAGACCCGCGCGACCCGGCCGUGCUGCUGGCGCUGGGCGUCAGCCACACCAACGAGCUGAGCGCCUGGGAGGCCACCAAGCACCUCAAGGGCUGGCUGGCGGCACAGCGCGCCUACGCGCCACUGGUGGAGGCUGCGGGCGAGGCGCCAGACAGCAGCCAGCGGCUCUCACACACGAUCAAGUUGUUUGAGGCCGCCGCCGCCACCGCCCCCACUGACCCCGAGCUGCAUGUCGCACUGGGGGUGCUACACCACCUGGGUCGGGCGUACGGGCCGGCAGUGGAGGCGUUCGAGCGCGCGCUGCAGCUGCGACCCGGGGACUACAGCCUUUGGAACAAGCUGGGUGCUACGCUGGCGAACAACGGCCGCAGCGGCGAGGCGCUCGCAGCGUACCAGAAGGCCCUUGACCUUAAGCCCAACUACAUGCGCGCCUGGACCAAUAUGGGCAUCAGCUACGCCAACCUGGGGGUAUACAACAGGAGCGCCGCCUUCUACGUUCGAGCGCUCGGCCUUAACGCCGCGGCGGAGCACGUGUGGGGCUACCUGCGUACCAGCCUGGCGUGUGCCGGCAAGCUAGAACUGAUGGGCGCGGUGGACGCCAAGGACCUGACACAGCUGCAGGCGGCGCUUCCGCUGGAGUAGAUAGACUCGAGAUGAAGAUAGGCCCGAGGAGUAGACAGGCUGCAUGGAGCAUCGGUAUGCCGACAUGUACCGCAAGGACGCGGGCGGCUGGGCCGAGCAGCGGGGGCAUGGCGGACCGAGGCGUAGGGCGAAUGCAAGGAGGCGGCGGGUGCAGCAGGCGGGUUACCUGCGGGCAGCUGCUCGAGCUAGGGGCCGGUGCAGGAGUCGGGCAGAGGCAAGAAAGUAUAAGGAUCAGGCUGGGAGCCUGAGCAGCAGGUGGAGGUGUAGGCGGAACUGCCGCUGGAGUGCUGUAGACAGGCAAUGUUAGGUGUGCCGGAGCUGGAGGCACGCAGGACGCAGGCUUUUGCGUACGAGGGACUGCAGGAGCCGAUCCUAGCCGAUCACUGACGUGGGGUUGUUUUGCGAAGUUACAGGAGGGGACAGACAAAGCUGCCAUGCAGCGGUGCUGCCGGUGCAUGCAGCGGUACGGUGGGUUGGUGGUAAGUACGCGCUUCCCUUGUGCUUCAGGUGUGUUUGGGACGACCCUCAAGGACUAGUGUUCUCCGGUCACGGGAAAAUCCAGGGGGCUCAGGCCCAAAAAUGGAUCAUUCAUGGCUGGUCUGGACGUGUCAGGCAGAAGUUGGCUGCCUACUCUUACACAACCACGACGCUACGGGCACGGACACUAUUGAUUUAGACCUUUAUUUGUCUACCUAUCGCAGUAUCGCGCCCCCGGACUCAGGAGUUAGUGGGGCCACAAUGCACUAGAACCCAUGUGAAUGCUCAUGCUCAUGCUCACUUACGUGUCAGCAUCACCUCUGACAACACACUUGUGGGUGACGCGGGUAACGCAUUGGGUAACACAGCCAAAUGCAAAGCGCUGGCAACUGCCGCAACCAGCAGGGAGGAAGGGAGCGAGCAGUGUGCAUGAAUUGUACUCAAUCAGUCACUU